Malus domestica (apple) is the source of this 2035-nucleotide messenger RNA. Lineage: Eukaryota; Viridiplantae; Streptophyta; Magnoliopsida; Rosales; Rosaceae. The record is from RefSeq and is a predicted model, not a curated record.
ACCCGAAAGCAUAAAACCCGUGAAAUUAGAAUUUUCUGGGACCCCACUUUUCUAACCGUUGAAGGCGAUCGUCGGAUUUUUGGGUCUCAGAGAAAUUAGGGAUGUAGUUCUUGAUUUUUCUGGAUUGGGGCUUCGAAUCCGAUCGCGGCUAAGCUCGGAUUUUGAACGAUUGUGAUAUAUUGGCUGGAGAUAGGGGAUCAUGUGAUUAGUUAAUGUAGGAUUACAUGUGCAUAUAGUUAUGAGAUUUAAUUUUGCGUACGGGGGUGGUCUUUGUGUUAUCUGCAAUAGAGGGGUUGAAGCUAAGCUGUUUUGUUUGAGAGGGUAAGAUGCCAUCUUCUUACUUGUCGAAGAUUAGGACUGCGUUGCAGAGGUCGAUUGUUGGGCAGGAAGGAGCGCUUCAGGAAUCAGUAGAUGGGUUAAUUGGGCAGGGAAAAUUGUUGUUUGGAAAUUCUAAGUUGUUCCAGUCUCCGUUUUCAACUAUUUCAGGCCUCCAAGCAUUGUUUUCACCAGGCAUUGUUUUUGCUGCGAGGUUGGAUUCGCAGCUAGUUAACAAAAGAAGGAACAUUUCUGUUGUUGAAGAGAUUUCGCGCAUUAUUUCAACCCCAUCUGUGUCAGGGCCUUCAAUUCAGGUUUGCGGGUAUCAUAUCGAUUGUGUGCUUUCUGAGCCCAGUCAGUUUGUGACCAGAAGUAAGUUUCAGAAUAAACCUAUGGCUGCUUGUGGUUCUAGAACUUUAUUUGGGGGAUUCUGCCCAGAUAAUUUAACUUCAAGGCCUGGGCUUCAUGCAAUGGUACCCAAAAGUGCCUGUACAUUAUACAACAAAAGAAGUUCGGACUGUUUUCAAACAGCUAGCAUGAGUUUGAAUAAAAGUGGGCAGUCCAACACUAAUGUAAUUCAUGGGUAUUUGAUUUAUGAAGUUGGAAAGAGAUGGUGUAAUUCCUCCCCAAGUGAAGGAUCAGGGUCAAGAGAAUUUCAUGGUUCAUCAACAUGCUCAUCUACAAGGACUGCCCAUGACGUGUCUUUCGAUAGUUCUGCUUCUGAAGGGCAAGUUUCAAGUUCUGCAGAUUCAUCUAAUGAGAAGAUUACAGAUGGAAAGUCCCUAAAACUAACUUCAGGAUCAUAUUACCUGCCCCAUCCAGAUAAAGAGGAAACUGGCGGGGAGGAUGCUCACUUCAUUUGUGCAAAUGAACAAGCAAUAGGGGUGGCGGAUGGUGUUGGUGGCUGGGCAGAUCUCGGUGUUAAUUCCGGAUUGUACUCCAGAGAACUGAUGUCUAAUUCUGUGGCCGCUGUUCAGGAGGAGCCCAAGGGUGCCAUUGACCCUGCUCGGGUAUUGGAGAAAGCUCACUCGAGCACGAAAGCCAGGGGUUCCUCAACAGCAUGCAUCAUAGCACUCACAGAACAGGGUAUUCAUGCAGUUAAUUUAGGUGAUAGUGGGUUUAUAGUGGUUCGAGGCGGGUCCACCGUCUUUAGAUCUCCUGUGCAACAGCAUAAUUUUAACUUUUCCUAUCAACUGGGGACUGGAAACAACGGUGAUCUACCUAGCUCUGGCCAGGUUUUUACUGUCCCUGUUGCACCCAGGGAUGUUAUAAUUGCCGGAACUGAUGGCCUGUUCGACAACUUGUACAACAACGAGAUUACUGCGGUAGUGGUCCAUGCCAUGAGAGCUGGCUUAGGGCCUCAGGUGACAGCGCAGAAGAUUGCAGCGUUGGCACGCCAACGAGCACAGGAUCGAAACCGGCAGACGCCUUUCUCCACCGCCGCUCAAGAUGCUGGGGUCCUUCAUUAUGGCGGCAAGCUUGAUGAUAUAACUGUUGUUGUUUCAUAUGUGACCAGUUGAAAUUAUCCAUGACACAAACAAUUGGACUCUCUCUCCCUCCAUCCCAUGUAUAUGCUACAUUUCUCCCUCUUUCCUUCAUCUCCUUUUUUGCUCACAUGGAUAAAAUUCCAUUGCAUUUCUUUUGUCAUGACAUUACUUUUACUUUAUUAUAUUCUUCUUUCUUUUGUUUUUAUUCCUUUAAUGAUAUUCUUCUUUUUAUC